UUAGUGAUAUUAAUGGAAAAUAACAUUUUUGGACCCAACGGUUCUGAUUGUCUAUUGAAUUUUGGCAGAAAAUAUCGAAUCGUUCUAUCGUUUACGGGUUAUCAAGCUGGAGCACCUACGGUCACACUGGAUCUCAAAUUCUGGCGCAAAGCAAACCAAAAACGAAGCGUCGCAGUUAAACUAGUUAAAUGUGUCAAUUCCUUGUGACAAAAUGUCUAGUGAUAUAGCUAAUCAAUUGAAGGGAAGCCGAUCCGAUGUGGAAAAAGUCUGCAAAACGGUAGAGGCUAAAUUCCGAUUGCUGACAGAAGAAUCUCUUCCCUUGAGAUACGAAGUCAAUGUUUUGCGCCAUAUUUGCAUCGCUUUGAAGGAUAACAUUUACCAGAAUGCGGAUCUUUACUGCGAUAUAGUGGGAACAAUGCUGCCACGUGUGGUUCCCUACAUGGAGAAGCCUAGUUUAUGGGAGGCGCAUUUGACCAGUCUGCGGUAUAUACAUCAUUGUUUGUGUCAGGAGCGAUCUAUUGAAGCCUGCCAGAAACUAUACAACCUUAUUCGAGCUCAACCCUGCCUCUUACAACAGGAUACGGACCAUAAAGCGUAUCUGGACAUCCAUUUGACCCACUUUAAUGGCAUACACUUGCAGCUGCAGAGGCAAAAACUUCCUUUGGAGGCAACAAGACACCUGGGUUAUGCACUGGAAUGCCUGGGAGAACUUUUCGAUAUUAUGAGGCAAAGGGAAAUGACCCAAAGUGGACCACUUUUGGCUCAGCUAAAUGAAAGUUUGUUUGGCAAAAGAAGCAGAACAUUUUUUAAGACCCUAAGCUUUCUGCCCUCUGAGAGUUUAUCCAAGAUGUUUAUUCCUCUUCUAAAACUCCUGGCCAGCAGCUCUGUAGCGGAACUACCCACCCUAUUUUCUGAGUACCUUAGUUUUACCUUGGCCCUCGUGCAAAUCGACAUUCUAAGUCCCCAAUCCAACCAGCAACUAUCGUUGCAGCUGUUACGCAUGUGCAAGGAACUUUUCCGCCAGGAAAGCAAUCUAAACUAUUCCCUGCAGCUGUUCUACUAUUAUAUCAAGUUAAUCUAUGUUCGGGGACCCUCAUCCGAUUUCAAACGAGCCUAUAUUGACCUUUCCCAGAAGUUUCAAAACUUUUUUGAACAUAAAACUGUCUCUUAUGUCAAGGAACAAUGGGUUACGGAUCUACUGGUGGCCUUUCAAUUGCUGCAAGUGCUAAUCCAACAGAACAGCAGUAAGUCCCAGAACCCUUUUCAGUUUUUCUGGCAGAAUUUUGAAGGGGAUGGUAGUCCAGAGAUCUAUACAGCACACUUUCAGUUGCUACACAUCUGUGGUGGUUUGGCAGUAAAUGUUACGAGGAGUCCACUGGGCUGCAGUUGCACAAAUGAGGCCUGCAAGAGUGUGAGGCGGCAUUGCAUUAUGGCUUAUGGACUGUGCGCAUUAGAUGCGUAUAUUAACUGGCAACCGACGCAGGAGCAGAAAACAGAUAGGAGCCCCCACAAACCUUUGCUAGGAAUAGUUAAAUACACAAUGGAUGUUGCCAAGACCAUGAAGUGCCUAGGUCCCACCAGCGUGGAGCUUAUCAAGCUAGUUCGUCAGCUCAUUUAUGUAGCUGAUCAGGUGUCCUGUCCGGAGCAGAUGUCCGUUCUACUGCCACUUCUAGAGCAACUACAAAAGCUACGACCUUUGAUUGCCGAUCAGGAAAUGAGUGGUUUUCUCCGUCGUCUCUUCAAGGCCAGCAGCCAUUGCAAGGAUCUUAGUAUUGCAAGUCGCUUGCAAGCUAGCUUUUUGGCCUCGCUUACGAAUCCCGUUCGAUUGAGAUCUCAAAUUUGUUUGUAUUACCACAAUCAGGGAAAAGAAGGAAAGGAGAUCACCAAGUGUGUCUACGAAUGGCACGAGUCUAGUCCACUGCCUUCUCCUCUUACACCUGCUCAGAAAAAGCAGCUUUAUGAUACGGAUUUCUUUGCUGUGCUGCACUAUUUAAGGAACCCAUCUCCGGCUCAUAUGCAAUCACUAAUCCGGUGCCGGAAGAAUGAUUAUCAUCUGGUUCUCUUGGCCCGGGAAAUGCGAAAUGAUGCUUCCAUUCUGAAUGAGUGCAAAGAAAUGCGAUCAAAGUUAAAGCAAAAGGGUUCUCUCAGCCGAAUGGAGCAUCUAUGUUUGGGUCACGCAAAUGUUGGAUUGCUAUUAGAAGCACUGGAGGCUCAAAAAACGAAGGUUUCAACCAAAGAGAUAAACGAGAAUUUGUUUGAAGAGUUGCUCCUCAGACAAAAUUUGUCACAGAUAAAUAUAAAACGAGAGCAGCGCUUGGUCCAGUUAGCUAGUGAAUCAAUAUCUGUUUUUAACUACUUCUUUAGCCAAGCAGAUCAAGAACCAUUGGGCAUUGAGGAAACUUAUAUCGAUUGGGAGGCUUUGAUUGACGAUGCCGUUUCUUCUGCCCUGGGUCUUUCAAGUAUGGGGUAUCAGUCAGAAGCGGACGAUGCCUGGCUGCUGCUCCUGAGAAUAGGACGCUGGCUGGAAGAUCGAUUCACAUAUCUUCGAGCUCUGAACCAUUUUCUGUCCCAGAAUCAAGUUAAUUCUAGUCUGAAACUAAAAUUAUCUGAUGAAGUAGAAUGGGCGGAGGAAUGGCUGGAUGAUUUGUGGCCACAACUGCAAAAUGGAAGAUUCUACAAGCGACAGCACACAGUCGUAAUGCUGAGUUUUUGUCAUCUAGCCAGUUACUAUGCCAGAAUGGAUUGUCUGAGUCACGCCCAGUUGCUUCUUCUGCAAGUGGAACAGCUUCGAGAAGAGUUUCCUGAAAGACUGGGAAAAAGUGACAUUGUGUUGAUUACCCUGCAAGCAGUUCGUUUUCGACUCAGUUAUCAGCAAGGCAAGCCAAAGACUAGCAAGAUGCUGACGCCCCUGCGACGAUUGGACACUCUUCUGGAAAACGUACGGAAUUUCUGCAAUCUGUCGAGUUUAGAUAGUGGCUCACUGCAGUUGCUUCUUUCGACUCUUGUCAGGGAAAGCACCGAAUGCUCUUCAAACAGAUUAAGUGAACGACUGGCCUUCUCCAACAUUGUACUCCAUUUGGUCCUCCAAUCUGGUUUGGCCUUAAGAUCCAUAGAGGUAUUUCUCGCCUGGUUGUGGACAAAUCUGCAAAUGGAGAAUUUUGCCAAGGCGCAGUCAAAGUUGCGACUCAUUGAGCACUGUUUGGAUAUAAAACAACUUACCCCUAAAGAAUCUCACCCAGAGAAGGAAGCGAUAAAAGAUCCAACUAUUAUUGACCUAACCAGCAACAUGCACCUUCUUCAGUUGGUGGAGCCAAUCAGAAAGCAGCAGCAAUUGAAUACGCCCUCACUUAAGCUGCUCAACAUGCAACAAAAUACUCCAAACCCUCAACUUAACUUGGAUCGCUACUUUACCCUAGAUAUGGCGCCUUCUAUCGUUCGGGAGAACACUCAGCUUCAGUGCGUCUACUUUAUAAUGGGCUGCCUUCAUGCUCGUCUACAUUUUCUUCAGAGGAAUAGCGAUCAGUUGGAUGAGUUCUAUGAAAGAGCAAAUAAUUGGAUUGAGGAAAAAUCGCAGAUGAGCGCCGCUUUAGGUUCAAUGUUGCAGGUGCAGCAACUAUAUCAUCUUAACUAUCUGCGCUUCAGGCGAAAGCAUGAUGAGGCUAUAUCAACGGCUCAAUUGGGUCUUAAGAUGCGACUGCAAGCGGUUGAUAUUAACUUUGGGUACAACUUUAUGGCACAGUUAAAGACCGCUAAAAUAGAGCUAAAGCCCUUGAUUCAGGAGAAAUCAAAGUCGAAGACAUUACGUCGUGCCUUGAUUUUCAAUCUUUCACCUGAAGAUAAACACCGAACGCAAUCGGCUUCAGCAAUCAAGGAUAGAGCCUCUAAAGCUAAACAGUCGGCUAAAAAGGCACCUAGAUUCCGGAUUUACGAGGAGCUAGCACUACGACCACCAAGUGCUGCCAGUAAUAGUAGCGGAGGAAGUGGCUCGGAGAACACUCCACCCUCCAAUAACGUGGAUCUUAAUGCCUGCCAACCGAUCGAGAUAAGCGACGAUGAGGAUUUACUGUCUCUACCACAGAAAAAGUCCCAGGCAAAGAGUAGAGAUAAAACUAAGUCAAAAACCGCGGCGACGGCCAGUGAAGUCAUAACAUUGGAUAAUAGCCUGGAAAUGGUAUCUACGCCAUCAGUGGCUUUGAGUUCAAGGAGUACAAGAGCUAAGACGCGCCAACCUUUGGAGACACCAAAGACUGCUCCUCUUUCAACCAGACGACCAAGGCGGCAGGUGACAGAACCUCCGGUUCCGGAUACGGAGUCCAUUAGCACUCGAACACGACACAGGCACUGAUUUGGGAUUAAUAUCCUUAGUUUUGGUUAUUAAAUUAAUAUUUAAGAACACAUUUUUCUAUUCAAAUAUAUUGUUACAAGGCUGAGGAGUA
This is a messenger RNA of Drosophila eugracilis, 4436 nucleotides long. Its product is annotated as protein three rows. The coding region runs from base 212 to 4345 and encodes 1377 amino acids. The record is from RefSeq and is a predicted model, not a curated record. The transcript has 3 exons. Lineage: Eukaryota; Metazoa; Arthropoda; Insecta; Diptera; Drosophilidae.